AUGUACUUCUCCGCCGUUGCUUUGUCCGCUGCCAUCGCUCUGCCCCUGGUCAGCGCCUACCCCGUCAAGACCGAUAGCCUUCACUGCCGCUCUGGUCCUGGCACCAGCUACAGCAUCGUGAAGUCCUACGCUAAGGGUACCGAGCUUAGCAUUUCCUGCCAAACCCCUGGCACCGACGUCGACGGAGACUCCCUCUGGGAUAAGACUUCCGACGGCUGCUACGUGACCGACUACUACGUCCUGACUGGCACCAGUAACUAUGUUGCCCAGCGCUGCAGUAGCUCUGGGGGUGGUGGUAGCAGCGCCAGCGGCUCUGGUGUUGACGAGGCAGCCCUUGAACUGAUCGGUUCUUUGGAAGGCUGGGAUGCCAACUACUACACCAUCAAUGGUCACAAGACCAUCGGUUACGGCCAUGACUGCGUUGAGAAGAGCUGCGCCGGCAUCAACCCACCCCUCACCAAGGCUCAGGGUCUUGCCCUCCUGAAGACCGACAUCGUCGGCUUCGAGGAGUGUGUUUGCAAGCUUCCCAAUGCUAAGGACCUUAACGCUAACCAGUACGGUGCUCUGGUCAGCUUCGCUUACAACUCUGGUUGCGGUGGUGUUGCCAACUACUGGCGUGGCGCUAUGUCCGAGAAGAACUUCAACGGUAUCUGCGAGGCUCUUCCUCAUACUAACACUCUGAAUGGCGAACUUGACAACCGCCGUCAGCAGGAGGGAGGGUUCUGCUCCCGUGCUACUACUCAGAAGUCUGGCUGCUAA
This is a messenger RNA of Penicillium cataractarum, 759 nucleotides long. RefSeq lists its product as uncharacterized. Gene Ontology annotation, molecular function: lysozyme activity. The record is from RefSeq and is a predicted model, not a curated record. The transcript is spliced from 2 exons. NCBI's taxonomy places the organism in Eukaryota, Fungi, Ascomycota, Eurotiomycetes, Eurotiales, Aspergillaceae. Gene Ontology annotation, biological process: cell wall macromolecule catabolic process; peptidoglycan catabolic process. The coding region runs from base 1 to 759 and encodes 252 amino acids.